This is a messenger RNA of Aplosporella prunicola CBS 121167, 809 nucleotides long. RefSeq lists its product as uncharacterized. The coding region runs from base 417 to 809 and encodes 130 amino acids. Lineage: Eukaryota; Fungi; Ascomycota; Dothideomycetes; Botryosphaeriales; Aplosporellaceae. The transcript has 2 exons. The record is from RefSeq and is a predicted model, not a curated record.
CAGCAAAAGACACGACGGGUGGCCGUGGAUAGUCGUGAAGGACCGGUCAACUGAAGUAAAGUUUGACUGUGAGUCCGUGCUAUAAGCGCCUGCCAUCCGCCAGGCCAUCCAAAUCACCUUCGCUCCACUGCAUAGGUCCACCAGUCCCACUGUCAAAGCUGAAGCAUGCGAUAUAGCAGAAUCAUGCACAGUUUUCCAUCAGGCACUGCCCGAUAAAGUGGGCAUUGGGCGUAGAAUCGUGUGUUUGAUGUUUCUGUCGGGCAUGUCCAAUUAAGUGGGCAGUGAGAGGGGAGAUGAAGAAGGCGCAUAUAUAAAGCACGGCAUUCUCAGCAAGCUUUGGAGAACAUCGGUCUACAUCUUUACCUUCUCCUGCAAACACGAUCAGUUACGAUUCACGAAAACAAACCACCAUCAAAAUGUUCACCAACACCAAGUCCCUCAUCAUCGCCCUCUUUGUCGCGGCGACCAUCCCCGCUGGCACCCUCGCCGCCCCCGCCAAGAGGCUCGCAGACGGCGUAACGUGCGAGACGUCCACCGGCAGCCCCGACACAGGCUCCGUUACGGACGUCAUCAACCAGGUCCGCGGCAAGGGCGGGCUCUGCCUCAACGACAACGACAUGGGCAGCGGCUGCACCACGCUGGUCAGCCACAACGCCGCUGCCAUCUCCAUGUGCGGCACCCCGUCUGCGACCCAGUGCACCGAUGUCGCUGCCAUGGCCAACGAGAUCCAGCAGACCUGCUUGUCCAACGGCAGGGCUGGCGGCCAGUACCGCAGGGGCCUCUAUGUCAUCGAGGUUAUCCACUCUUGA